This is a messenger RNA of Acomys russatus (golden spiny mouse), 728 nucleotides long. It is a transcript of the gene Ppp1r1a, whose product is annotated as protein phosphatase 1 regulatory inhibitor subunit 1A. Gene Ontology annotation, biological process: intracellular signal transduction. The record is from RefSeq and is a predicted model, not a curated record. The coding region runs from base 108 to 623 and encodes 171 amino acids. Gene Ontology annotation, cellular component: cytoplasm. Gene Ontology annotation, molecular function: protein phosphatase inhibitor activity. The transcript is spliced from 7 exons. NCBI's taxonomy places the organism in Eukaryota, Metazoa, Chordata, Mammalia, Rodentia, Muridae.
GUGCACCGGGCUGGGGCCGGGGCCAGGGCAGGGGCCGGGGCCGGAGUGCAGCGAAGAGGGAGCUCGCCCGCCCCAGCCCGAGUCCCGCCACCGCGGGGCCCAGAGCCAUGGAGCCAGACAACAGCCCACGGAAGAUCCAGUUUACGGUCCCUCUACUGGAGCCGCACCUGGACCCGGAGGCGGCCGAGCAGAUUCGGAGGCGCCGCCCCACCCCUGCCACACUUGUGCUGACCAGUGACCAGUCAUCCCCAGAGAUAGAUGAAGACCGGAUCCCUAACUCACUUCUCAAGUCCACUUUGUCAAUGUCUCCACGGCAACGGAAGAAGAUGACAAGGACCACACCCACCAUGAAAGAGCUCCAGACGAUGGUUGAGCAUCACCUAGGGCAACAGAAGCAAGGAGAGGAACCUGAGGGAGCCCCUGAGAGCACAGGGAGCCGGGAGUCCUGCCCACCUGGGAUCCCAGACAUAGGCUCAGCGUCAAGGCCAGAUACCUCUGGGACAGCACAAAAGCCUGCGGAAUCCACACCCAAAACUCAGGAGCAGUGUGGUGUGGAGCCCAGCACAGAGGACCCCUCAGUCCACAUACCAUCUCUGGAUUCCCACGGAGCCAGCUUGGUCUGACAGGAGUUGGCAUCCUGGGAUCGCCACUGCAGUGUGGAAACUCAUGGACACUGGAUGUUUCUUAAUCCCUUGUUUUUAAAAGUGAUAAAUUUGGUGUUAGGUCCU